GUUUCCCCUCAGUGGCCUCUGAUGUAAACAGGAAGAGUGGCAGAGGGGUUUAGGGACUCGCGCGCUAGCUGAUGGAGAUUGUGGCUAGAGUUAAACACAGGGGGCUUUAACAUCCCAUAAUAUUACCCAGACACCCGACUGAGAUGGACGACAUCAAUUUACACUACAGGAUCCUCAACUGGAGGCGCAGGAUCAGAGAAAUCAGGGAAGUGCGUGCCGUCCGCUAUCAGGAGCGUUACAAACGCAUGCUGAAGGACGGAGACACUUUGAGUUACCAAGGGAACUCGGAUGAAGUUGGCUGCUAUGUGGCUCCACGGCCUUUAUCAAAAGGAAACUGUUACUUUGAGGUGACUAUAAUGGACACGGGUGUCCGAGGGACGAUCGCUGUGGGUCUGGUUCCUCAGUUCUACAAGCUGGAUCAUCAGCCCGGCUGGCUGCCACACUCCAUCGCUUACCAUGCUGACGAUGGGAAACUGUAUAAUGGCAACCCUGUCGGCCAGCAGUUCGGCCCCAAGUGCAACCGUGGCGAUCGGAUAGGCUGCGGGAUCCACGCAGACGCUUUCGACGCCGGACUCACCACUGUGUUUUUCACCAAGAACGGCAAAGAGGUGGGCUCGGUGGUGGUGCCCGUGGCUCCAGGCGGCUUUUUCCCUGCCAUCGGCAUGCAUUCUCUGGGGGAGGAAGUGCGUCUGAACCUGCAGGCCGAGUGGGGCACGGAGGAGGAGGACAGCAUCAUGAUGGUGGACAGCCACGAGGACGAAUGGGGACGCCUUUAUGACGUGAAAGUCAGCGGAACGCUGCUGGAGUAUGUAGGAAAGGGAAAGAGCAUCAUGGACGUGGGACUCGCCCAGGCUCGCCAGCCACUCUGCACACGGAGCCACUACUUCGAGGUGGAGAUAGUGGACCCUGGAGAGAAGUGCUACAUUGCAUUGGGCCUCGCUCGAAGAGACUAUCCUAAGAACAGACAUCCAGGCUGGAGCCGAGGCUCAGUGGCGUAUCACGCAGAUGAUGGGAAGAUCUUCCAUGGCAGUGGAGUUGGAGAUCCAUUUGGUCCACGGUGUUUUGAAGGGGACAUCAUGGGCUGUGGGAUCAUGUUCCCUCGUGAUUAUGAAGAUGAGGUUGAUGAUGGAGAGGACCUAGCCGAGAAUCCCAAGCAAAACCGCGUCCAGAACGUCCUGUACCUGAACGAUGAGGACGAGGAGGACGAAGGAGACGACGCAGAGCAAGCGCAGGAAGGCAGGAAGGUUAUGGUGUUCUUCACCCGCAACGGGAAGAUCAUUGGGAGGAGGGAGGUGGUGGUGCCGGCUGGAGGAUUCUACCCCACCGUUGGCAUGCUGAGCAGCGGUGAGAAGGUGAAGGUGGAUCUCCACCCUCUCAGCGGCUGAUGGACGGAGGCUACAGCCAAUCCCGCGUCAGCGGUUCAACUGUGAGCUCGUAGCAAGAUCGACAGUUAAAAAGGGAAUCAGGGAAUAUUUAAGUCUGCUAACUGAUUGAUUGGGUGUGUUUUGAUUUUUUUUUUAUUAUUAUUAUUCAUGGGUGCACACUGUGGAAAUAAUAGCUGAAAGUUUGUUUGUUUGUUUGUUUUUCUUCAUAUUAAUUGCCAUGGAACCAAAAACAGCAGUGUAUGAUUUUCACUCGUGCUGGAAUAACGACGCAUACCUUACUGUCUUUAGGUCUUUCUGUCCUUCAGGGGUCGAGCUGUAUUCUCUUUAUACGGUUUUGUCGACGGUUCCAUAUGUAACCAUGUUGAACGGCUGUAUUCAGAGUUGAGGUGUGUGUGUGCGUGUGUGUGUGUGUGGUAAGAAAUCACUUAAGGGCUACUCAGACGGUUACAUUAUUAUGUAUUAAAUAGCAGCUAUUCACAAUCUGCACUAAAGGGCUUUUCUCUUAGCUGCAAGUCCAGCUAUAUUUUAUGACACAUUUUUGUCAAUAAUUAGAUAUUAUAUUAUAUAAACAUUAUAUCUUUGAGAAGUAAUAAAAAAAAUAAAUAAUGACAAUGUUAUUUGAGGCCAGUAUUGGAUGUCGGAAUCCUAAAUAUAGAUCUGUUCCCAAAAAAAGAGAAAAGAAUAAUGAAUAAAGUACUUAGUGUUGAAAUCAGGGGUGGACAAAUUUAUAGAUCAUAAACUCUAUAACCCGUCCAGGAAGUAAAAUAUCUUGAGUGCUGUCUAGUACCAAUUUGAAUUGACUAGGCGAAAAAGUGCCAAGCUAGUUGGUUAGUUAGAGUGCAUUAAUUUUAGACACAAAUGAGUAUAAAAUUCCCUGCGUAGGGAAUGACGUCAUAUCGGUGCCCUUGACAAAAAGUCCGCAAGUUGUUGGCUAAUGGUUCGGCUAUUAGCCGGGACGUUUUUUCCAAAACGUUACCUGUGAGGUGCGGAGUUGCACAUGCCUCUUUUCCACCAAAUCAGUUCCAGGGCUGAUUCGGGGCUGGUGCUGGUUCACAACUCAUUCAACUUGCGAGCCAGCUGAGAACCAGUUUGCUUUUCCAUAGCUCGCGGUGCUAAGGGAAGCCGCGUCGUUGUAUAUGUCAGUUACAUCACUACGUUUGCAUAAACCUUGGCGCGAAUAUCGAAGCAAAAACAACACGGAAGAAGCAGCAGCAACAACAAUAAUAAUAAUAAUGGAUGACUUCGCGUUUGUACAGCUGCUGCUUCUCGACGCUUAAAAAUGGCGACCUUUCGCGGUCUUGUUAUUGUUGUUGGUCUUAACAACUCCGCCCCCCCGCUGACUUAAGCGGUUCUUUCCUCUGGCCCAGCAGAGAGUUGGUGCUAGCCUGGAACCGGUUUUUCUGGCCCCAGAGCCAGUUCUUUGUCAGUGGAAACAGAAAACCCGGUUCCAAACUAAGCACUGGCCCCGAACCAGCCCUGGAACUGCUUUGGUGGAAAAGGGGCAACAGAAACCCUCCUUUCACCUUAGCAAGAAACAAGUCACUCGCAUCACUUGUUGUGGGCGUGCACUGUUUGUUUUUUGCUCUGAUGAGAAACUGUAAUUGCUCUAAAUAUAUCGCUUCUAAAGCUAGCUAGUUACACACACAUGCUAAUUAUUCACUAAUCCGAGUCGGUUUCCAUUGACUUAGCAAGCUACCUCUGUUAGCUCCUCGCACUCACCAGAGGCACCAACCAUCACUUCAUUUCGAGGUUGGUUUUGCUCUGAAAUGCGUAUUUGAGACCUGAGAGGUCAUAUAACCAGUAAAAGGUUAGUGAUGGCAGGUUGGAACGAUGGAACUUGUGAGGCAGGAAUAAUUUAAACUCGUACAUCGCAUCUAGUUUACAUAGAAUAGAGAAAAUGUCAAUUCAGUUUUCAGCCGCGUCACUUUGUCGAUUUGCCGUCGUCACUGAAACCGUAGCUCUGUGUCCGGUACGUUUUAUAGAAAACAGUCGAUCACCGGUUGCUUUCUAGUGUGAAUGAAAGGGUUAAAAGGUUGUAGGUUAUUCAUGCGCGGUGAUUAAAGUGCCAUUCCACCAUUGGAUGUAUUUUUUGGCAUAAAAUACAAUAUAUUUU
Neoarius graeffei (lesser salmon catfish) is the source of this 3498-nucleotide messenger RNA. It is a transcript of the gene spryd3, whose product is annotated as SPRY domain containing 3. The record is from RefSeq and is a predicted model, not a curated record. Gene Ontology annotation, molecular function: protein binding. The transcript is spliced from 11 exons. NCBI's taxonomy places the organism in Eukaryota, Metazoa, Chordata, Actinopteri, Siluriformes, Ariidae. The coding region runs from base 144 to 1385 and encodes 413 amino acids.